This is a messenger RNA of Jaculus jaculus (lesser Egyptian jerboa), 557 nucleotides long. RefSeq names its product cystatin F (gene Cst7). Gene Ontology annotation, biological process: positive regulation of myelination; immune response; negative regulation of microglial cell activation. Gene Ontology annotation, cellular component: late endosome; endoplasmic reticulum; lysosome. The coding region runs from base 1 to 435 and encodes 144 amino acids. Lineage: Eukaryota; Metazoa; Chordata; Mammalia; Rodentia; Dipodidae. The transcript is spliced from 4 exons. The record is from RefSeq and is a predicted model, not a curated record. Gene Ontology annotation, molecular function: cysteine-type endopeptidase inhibitor activity.
AUGUGGCUGGUGGUGCUGCUCACCAUCUGCUGCCUGGCAUCCAGCACCCAUGGGAAAAACCCUCCAGAUUUUUGUUCCCAGGAUCUGAACUCGGGUGUGAAGCCAGGAUUUCCUAAAACAGUGAAGACCAACAACCCAGAAGUGCUCAAGGCAGCCAGGCACAGUGUGGAAAAGUUCAACAACUGCACAAAUGACAUCUUCUUGUUCAAGGAGUCCCACAUCAGCAGAGCCUUGGUGCAGGUGGUAAAAGGCUUGAAAUACAUGCUGGAGGUGGAAAUCAGCAGAACUAUAUGCAGAAAGAACACCCACGCCUGUCUGGACCACUGUGACUUCCAGAGCAACCCCACCUUGAAGCAGACUCUGAGCUGCUACUCCGAGGUCUGGGUCAUCCCCUGGCUCCACAGUUUUGAGGUGCCUGUUCUCCGCUGCCACUGACCUCUGCCUCUCCAGUGAGACCACGACCGUGACAACCACCACGCACGCUCUCCCCGCCCUCUGCCCAGCCUGGCCCUCUCACUAGUGAGAGGCAGAUGGAAGUGCCAGCGCCUCCUGGCCAG